Menidia menidia (Atlantic silverside) is the source of this 4754-nucleotide messenger RNA. NCBI's taxonomy places the organism in Eukaryota, Metazoa, Chordata, Actinopteri, Atheriniformes, Atherinopsidae. The record is from the annotation of a GenBank genome assembly.
AUGGAGGCAGAGAGAAAGAUAGAAAAUGGGUCCUUAUGGUUGAGGUGGUGUUGGGUGCUCCUUGCCAUGCCUCCUGCCAUGACAGACCUCCUGGACAUAUGGGCGGCCCAUUCGCCCGUGGCCGGACACGCUCCGGACCAGGUCACUGUGGACUUUUUGCUGCCCACUGGUAUCUAUAUCCAGAUGGAUGUUCCUUACGAGGCCACAAUUCAGCACAUCAAACUGCUCUUAUGGAAGCAGGCUCAGACCUUCCCCCUGUUUCCCUCCCUUGGCGAAAUGGAGAGCCACAUGUUCGAGUGUGUCAACCAGGCAGCUGUCCACGAAGAAUUGGAGGAUGAAUCCCGUCGCUUGUGCGACGUUCGCCCCUUCUUGCCUGUCCUUAAGCUGGUGAUACGGAACUGCGGGAGGGCAGAGCGUUUGUUGGACUCCAAAAUUGGUGUACUCAUUGGCAAAGGUCUUCAUGAACUAGAUGCCAUAAACGACCAGGAAGUGAAAGACUUCCGCAGUAAGAUGUUUCGAAUCAGUGAAGAGAAAAUGCAGCGGGUCCAAAUGAUGACGUGCAUGGAGUGGCUGCAGGCAUGUUUCUCCCCGCAGCUGGAGCCAGCAGCAGGAUCAACAGAUGGAGUCGGCGACCGCCCAGCUGAUUUGAAAGUCAUUAUCCACUUUGACCAGUCCCAGGACUCAACCAGUUUGAAGGUGCCAUCGUCUCUCACCCCCUCUGAGCUGAUGGAGAUGGCUGUGAGGAAGUGGCUGACCACCCACGCGCCUGAAGAAGAGGAAUGGAGGGGUCAAUAUGUACUGAGAGUUAGUCAGUGCCUAGAGUUCCUAUGUGGAAACCACCCCUUGAUUCAGUACAAGUAUAUUCGCACAUGCCUUCAAGCCAAGGAACCUCCUCACCUCACUCUGGUCCACACAAGCACUGUAAAGGCCAUGUUUGACAAAGAAAUGUCUGCCAUCGGAGCUGUGGUUAGCCGCAAGUCCUCCAACCCUCCUCUACCGCUACCUCCCAAGAGAAGAGUUCCCACGCAAGUACAGACGUGUGUGUGGGAUGUGUCUAGUCUAUUUAAGAUAGUCCUGGUGAAAGGCAGCAAGGUGAACGCAGAGGAGACUGCCAAGGUCCAGGUGAGGGCAGGGCUUUUUCACGGCACAGAGCUGCUGUGCAAGCCGGCAGUGAGCAGUGAGAGCAGCGGACGCUCAGACCAUACCUGGAAAGACAGCAUGCUGGAGUUCGACAUCUCAGUCUGUGAUCUGCCACGCAUGACCCGCCUCUGCUUUGCCAUUUAUGCCGUCAUGGAUAAGGUCAAAAAGCAGAAGUCCACAAAAAAUGCUCACAUAAACAAGUACCAGACCAUCCGCAAGGCAGGGAAAGUGCACUACCCCAUAGCUUGGGUCAACACCAUGGUGUUUGACUACAAAGGGCAGCUGAAGACUGGAGACAUCAUCCUGCACUCCUGGUCUUCCUUUCCUGAUGAACUUGAAGAGAUGCUGAACCCAAUAGGAACUGUUCAGACCAAUCCGUACACUGAGAAUGCUACAGCACUGCACAUCCACUUCCCAGAAUACUCCUCACACUCCAUCAUCUUUCCUCCUUUUGACAAGAUACUGGAAAAGGCUGCAGAAAUUGCCAGUGCAAAUGACUGCAUACCUAUGGGCCGUGGAGGUAAGAAGUUCCACAUAGAGUUGAAGGAGAUCAUGGAGCGCGAUCCACUCUCACAGCUUUGUGAAAACGAGAAGGAUUUGAUCUGGACACUACGAAAUGACUGCCGGGAUAAUUUCCCUCAGUCUCUACCCAAGCUGCUACUCUCAGUCAAGUGGAGCAAACACGAGGACAUGGCCCAGGCACUACUUCAGAUUUGGCCCAAAUUGAGUCCCAGAGAUGCUCUUGAGCUUCUGGACUUCAACUACCCUGAUCAGUAUGUCAGAGAGUAUGCUGUUGGCUGCCUGCGUGAUAUGAGUGAUGAGGAACUGUCGCAGUACCUGCUACAGUUGGUGCAGGUGUUGCGUUAUGAGCCCUACUAUGACUGCGCCCUCACUCACUUCCUGUUGGAACGAGCUCAGGGGAACCGCAAGAUUGGACAUUUCCUCUUCUGGCAUUUGCGGUGUGUUAACUGUGGGUGCAAGUCUUUGUUCAUACCGCAUUUCUACUACCCUCUACAGGUGGAAGCCUUAAGUAAGCUGAAGUCAGUGAAUGAACUUAUUAAACUGGGAACUAUUAAGAAUGCCCGGAGUAAAACCAAGGAGGCAAUGCUGACCAAGGAGGCCAUGAUGACAUGUUUAAGACAAAGUGGCUACUCAGAAACUCUGUCAGACCUGCACUCCCCCCUAAACCCUAAUGUCCUGCUGUCUGGCAUCAAUGUGGAAAGGUGCCGAUACAUGGACUCUAAGAUGAAACCACUCUGGAUUGUUUACAAUAAUAAGCUGUUGGGUGGAGAUACUCUUGGAAUCAUCUUCAAAAAUGGAGACGACCUUAGGCAGGACAUGUUAACUCUGCAGAUUUUGAGGUUAAUGGAUCUUCUGUGGAAGGAGGCCAGUCUGGACCUCAGAAUUGUACCAUAUGGUUGCCUAGCAACAGGAGACCGGGCCGGGUUAAUAGAGGUAGUUUCAUCAGCAGACACAAUCGCUAACAUUCAGUUGACCAGCAGCAAUGUUGCAGCAGCUGCAGCAUUCAACAAAGAUGCUUUGCUCAACUGGCUCAAAGAGAGAAACUCUGGUGACGCUCUUGACCGAGCCAUUGAGGAGUUCACUUUGUCAUGUGCAGGCUACUGUGUAGCUACUUAUGUCUUGGGCAUCGGAGACCGUCAUAGUGAUAACAUCAUGGUUCGCAGCACUGGACAGCUCUUUCACAUAGACUUCGGUCACAUCCUGGGCAACUUCAAGUCCAAGUUUGGUAUCAAAAGGGAGCGUGUCCCAUUCAUCCUCACACAUGAUUUUAUUCAUGUCAUUCAGCAAGGGAAGACUGGAUACACAGAAAAAUUUGGCAGUUUUCGUCAAUACUGUGAAGAGGCUUAUCUGAUCUUGAGGAAAAAUGGCAACCUCUUCAUCACGCUGUUUGCCCUCAUGCUAACUGCUGGACUGCCUGAGCUCACUUCAGUCAAAGACAUCCAAUACUUAAAGGACUCUCUGGCUCUGGGUAAAACAGACGAAGAUGCCCUGAAGCAGUUCCGUCAGAAGUUUGACGAAGCCCUGAGAGAGAGCUGGACAACCAAGGUGAACUGGAUGGCUCACAAUGUAGCCAAAGACAACCGCUCCUAGAGCUGCUGCAACCCAUAAAAAAGGCUGAAAGGCCAAGAGACGCUGUGGGUGGGGUGGGAGCAUGUGGGGAAGGCCCGAGAAGUGCAAAGGAAGUUUGAUUGGCAAAUGCCCUGAUUUAAAGAAGGGAAUCUUGCCAAGAUGUGGAACCUGAGCAGAUUUGCCCACCCGCUGUGUGCUGUACAUACAGAAGAAACCCUACUCUGAAGUAGUUCAAUUACCCUGCACCCUUAUUUCCUGUAUUCCAUUUGGCGUCGUCACCCCAGCAUUGUGCCCACAAACUACCAAAUUCAGGGUUGCCUGACAUUUCUGUGGAAUCAUGGUAGGUGAUGUCAUUGCAAGUUUUGCACCGGCACAACAGUUUGUUGAAGAAAACAUCCAAUGGAAUGGAACUGAGACACCCACUUUCCCACGGCAAGUCUUCAGAGAUGAACUGUCCAAACGGAGCGGGCUGAAACAAUAGUAAUCAAAGGUUAAGUUUGGGAGUGGCUUAAUUUUUUAAUGGGCUUGAAAUUCCGCGUGAAUGAAAGAGACACAUUUUCUUACUCUAACCUUGGAGUGUUUCAAGCGAGAUAAAGAUAACGGAUAGGUGUGGAGGGGGCUGAGAAGAAGAGACACAAACACGCAACCCUCCUGUCUUAAAACUAAACACUGCAUGACCACAGGAAGUGCACCUUGAUACUCUUUCCUGCUGUCUUAAAGUGUGCCUCAAAAGUGCAGGAAGAUUGUAUUGUUCAUGUGGUUCUUUUUGCAGUUUAAGAAUUAGUCAAAACAAAAACUGCGAGGGGAAACAACCCAAAAAGAGAGGGAUUGAUUGGAGACGAGAUUUUCUGAGCCCUAUGGUCCACUUGAACACUGGAAUGCUUUCCGAGAGACAUUAGUUGUUCAAAGCAUCUUUUCAUGAACUUAACCUUUUUUUAAUGUUUCUUUUAAUAUCAUAGACUGAAAAGCAUUACUAUCACUACCUUGUUUGUCAUCUUUUAAAGGGCCAUUCACAUCCUCCAUCUUAAUGUCACUGCAGCUGACGCUCUUAACCUGUUCAGACCAAAACAAAAAGCAAACUUUGAGAAGUUAUGUUGUUUUAAAUUGUGUUUUUAUUGAUCUGUUUCCAAAAUGAAUGUGCAAAAAUGUGCCGCUCUUUUACUUUUAUUUGUUUUUUAUACAGGCAGAUGCAAGAGGAAUCUGUGGCCUAAGUAGGUUGGACUAAUCAGUAAGGAUAUUAUUCUUCAAUGCGAAGCUACAUAUGAUCCUCCACUAGCAUCUGCAUUUGAUUUUUUUUUGUGCAAUAUCCGAGUAUAUGACCCAUAUCUUAUCAUAUAAAACCAUGGGCCUAGGCCUUAGCCUAUAAUCAUUUUAUCUGCUGGUUUAUGUAUGAUGCAGCUGUAUUUCGCACCACUCGCCUUUUGAAGUCUCAGACACUGGAUGUUGUCAAACGUACAGGCUUUUAAUGUUUUGCUGUUUUUUGUUUUCAUAGGAGUUUUAUUAAAGUUAUUUUUCACUGCGCU